AUGUUAGUAGACUCUGAACUAGUGAGUAUUAAAGAAGCUCUCAAGAAGAAAGUAUGGUUGAAGGCCAUGAAAGAAAAAUUUGAGCUUCUGAAGAGAUUCGAGUUGCCGAAUUGUAAGGCUACUGACGCACCUCCAAAAACAAAUCACAAAUUGGAUUCUGAUUCUGAAGGUGAUGAUGUAGAUGCUACACAUUUCAAGCAGUUGGUUGGCUCUCUGAGAUAUUUAUGUAAUAUCAUACCUGAUAUUUGCUAUGCAGUUGGAAUGACUAGUAGGUUCAUGAGUAAACUGAAGUGGUCUCAUGAGUACUAUACUGGUUAUCCAAAGUAUCUUGGACCAUCACGGGUUGUUCAUUUCACCUCCGAGCGUGAGUUUGUCAAUCUCCUUCAUGAAGGGUUUCCCAUGGUUGUUGCUUUUACUAUCAGGGGGAAUUACACAGAACAUCUUGACAAAGUAUUAGAAGAAGCUGCUUCUGAGUUUUAUCCACAUGUAAAAUUUAUGCGUGUUGAGUGUCCAAAGUAUCCUGGGUUUUGUAUAAGUCGGAAGAAAAAGGAGUACUCAUUCAUGGGAAUAUUUCAUAGUCCAACACAUGUGGCUAACCAGGGUAGGGUAGCUGAUCCAAAUAUUACUAAAUACAAUGUGAAAGUCAUGCCUUUCAACUACGAUAUCAGUGUUUACGGGUUUAGAGAAAUCUUCAAGCGCUAUGGGAUCUGA
Molecule: messenger RNA, 711 nt
Organism: Lathyrus oleraceus (garden pea)
Lineage: Eukaryota; Viridiplantae; Streptophyta; Magnoliopsida; Fabales; Fabaceae
Exons: 6
Coding region: 1-711 (236 amino acids)
Source: RefSeq, a predicted model, not a curated record